AUGAAAAGCUUUCAGAUACUUGUUAUUUUGUUCUCUGCACUUCUUACAGGUUGUGCUGCUUCAUCACCCUAUGACUAUUCAGCCACUACUGAUUGCUUGGGAGGGCCUUGGUCACCUCUGUACGACGGCGGGCUCAUCGGAAACCCGAAUUUCGAUUCGGGCCUGGAUGAAUGGGACAAAUUUGGACUCGGAAAAGUCGAAUUAAGAACGUCGAAAUACGUAAACAAUAAUUAUAUGGUAGCUUAUGACAGGAAAAUGGCAACUGAUAGCUUCUCUCACAUCUUUUAUGUGCAGAAAGAUCUCUACUACACAUUUUCAGAUUUGACAGCAUGGUUUCAAAUCGACGAAGGAAGCGAGAUAAUAUCGGCUUUCGUGCAAGAACCUAAUGGCACAAAUGUAAUUGUUGGUUCAGUAAUAGCUAAAUCUGGGUGCUGGUCCAUGCUUAAAGGAGGGUUUGAAGUUGAUCAAAAUAUGAAAGUUCAACUGUUUUUCGCGGUACUAAUUGCCACGUUUAGCAAAAACACGGAUAUCGAAAUUUGGAUCGACAAUGCCUCCCUCAAGCCGUUCACCAAAGCCGAAUGGCGAGCCCAACAGAACAAAAGCAUCAACAAGGUCCGAAAAAGAAACGUAAGAAUCCACGUGACAAGCGAAGAUGGACUAAAACUUAGAGGAGCAAAAGUGAUCAUCAACCAAACGAGGUCCGAAUUCAUAGUCGGCUCCGGCACGACAUCCUACAUCGUCGACAACAAGGGUUAUCAGGAUUGGUUCGUCUCGCGGUUCGCCGCAGCCACCUUCAACAACGAGAUGAAGUGGUACUACACGGAGGUGGGGCCCGACAUGGAGAACUACACGGUCACGGACGCCAUGGUCUCGUUCUUCAGGCAGAACGGGAUCGCCGUGCGGGGCCACGCCGUCCACUGGGAUGCCACCAACGUGAACCAGUACUGGGUCAAGUUGCUGGCACCCAGGGACAUCUUCAGGGCCGCCAUGCGGCGCGUGGGGUCCAUCGUGUCGAGGUACUCGGGGAGCGUCAACGGGUGGGACGUGAUGAACGAGAACAUGCACAACUCGUUCUUCGAGGAGAAGCUCGGCGCGAACGCCUCGGCCAUGUUUUACCAGAUUGUGAGGGCGAUGGAUCCGCAGACUCCGUUGUUUUUGAACGAGUACAACGUCUUGGAGUACCCUAUGGAUUUGAAGGUGAUCCCGUGGAAGUAUGUCGAGAAGAUUAGAGAGAUUAGGGCAUUUACAGGGAACGAGAACAUGCCGUUGAGUAUUGGAAUACAGGGGCAUUUCUUGCUCAAGCCGAAUGUUUCGCAUAUUCGCGCGAGUUUCGAUAUUCUCGGCGCCACCGGUAUGCCGAUUUGGCUCACCGAACUCGAUUUUAGGAGAGGCCCUAAUCAGGUGUUUGAGUUCGAAGACGUAAUGAGAGAAGCGUUCGCGCAUCCGGCGGUGGAAGGGAUAAUCGUGUGGGCGGGGUGGAAGCCGACGUCGUGCAACGAGAGAUGCUUGUCGGACAAAAACUACACCGUUUUGCCGACGGGGUGCAUGGAGCUAUGCCUCGUGGACAGCAAUUUCAACAACACCCCCGCGGGCGACGUGUACGAUAAGCUUAUGAAAGAAUGGAAGACGACGAACGUGACCGGAUAUACGGACAAGGAGGGAAUCUUCGAGGAGAAGGUGUUUCUCGGGGAAUAUUCUCUUACGUACUCUCAUCCGUUGAUCCCUCGUCCCGUGAUCACCAAGUUCAACGUCACGCGCGCUAAGGAGCCGUUGGAUGUUUGGGUUUCUUUGUAAUGAUUUUUCGGAUUAAGGGGCCGUAGUGCAUUUCUUGAAUAAAAUAAAACUUUUGUGGUAUUUUAUGUGCUAGUUCGGUAAUUUAAUUCU
Erythranthe guttata (spotted monkey flower) is the source of this 1884-nucleotide messenger RNA. The record is from RefSeq and is a predicted model, not a curated record. Lineage: Eukaryota; Viridiplantae; Streptophyta; Magnoliopsida; Lamiales; Phrymaceae.